AUGAUGUCAUUCGAGCAACAUACAUGGCCGUUUCGUGUAAUGACUUACAAUAUUCGUUUGGAUACUAUUAUUGAUGGUCGAAAUCAAUGGUAUUUUCGUAAAGAUCGUGUUAUUAAUCUUAUUCAACAUUAUUUACCUGAUAUUCUUGGCGUUCAAGAAUGUCUUCCUAAGCAGAUGACAGAUUUAACAUCUGGAUUAUCGAAUUACGGUUCUUAUGCUGUUGGUCGAAACGAUGGAAAAGAUAAUGGCGAGUGCUGUGCCAUAUUUUAUCGGCAUGAUCGUUUUGAACUCAAUGAUAAAGGUACUUUCUGGUUGUCAGAAACACCAGAUAAACCUGGUACUAAAGGAUGGGAUGCAGCUUUGCCACGUAUAUGCAGCUGGGUCAAACUCAGAGAUCGACUGAUGAACAAAGAAAUGUUUUAUUUCAAUACUCAUUUUGAUCACAAAGGUCUAGUAGCUCGUCGAGAAAGUGCUAAACUUAUCUUAACUCGUAUAGAACAGAUAGUUGGAUAUGCAACACAUGCAAUUUUGACUGGUGACUUCAAUUCAGGGCCUGAAUCAGAUGCUUAUCGUACAAUUACAAAUAACAUAAAAUUCGCAGAUGCAAAGCUUUCGACAGCAUCUGUUCAUUCUGGUCCUGAUGGCACUUGGUCUACCUUUGACGUAAAAUAUGAUAUAGGUGAUCGAAUAGAUUACAUUUUCAUUACGCCAGCACGUUUAGAAGUGCUACGACAUGCACAUUUAACUGAUUCCAAUAAUAAGUUUUAUCCCUCAGAUCAUCUACCGGUUUUGGCAGAACUGACUUAUAGAAAUUAG
Messenger RNA from Rotaria socialis, 816 nucleotides. Lineage: Eukaryota; Metazoa; Rotifera; Eurotatoria; Philodinida; Philodinidae. The record is from the annotation of a GenBank genome assembly.